GUCAUUGUUGACUGGUGCGGCAAACUCCGUCCUUAUGCUUCGUUGGGAAUCAGACGAAUCCCCGUCCUCAUUACUAUCGGUCUUAUUUCCUGCGGCUCGAUCAUUUUAUUUGGCGAUCCUACCGCUCGUGAGCAAGCCUUGAUCCAGGCAUUAGGAACUAGUACUACCAGAGACCUGACUACUGAGUUAACUCAUUCCCCACUGGACGAUGGUGGAGGGAUCAUUAUGAUUGGAUUGACGACAUCCGGCGAGCUGUGUUGUCUUAAUACCUCUGGCUUAACUGUGCCACUCACGCCUGCUAUACUCACCAGGCAAGGCCUAACACUGACUUUAACUAUGAUCUGUGCAUCUCUUUCUCUCAACUCCACUUCAUGUGUUAUCGACCUAUUCUCACAAUUCUGUGUUCUCGUUUCCUCCACUGUCGCCUAA
Messenger RNA from Protopolystoma xenopodis, 429 nucleotides. NCBI's taxonomy places the organism in Eukaryota, Metazoa, Platyhelminthes, Monogenea, Polystomatidea, Polystomatidae. The record is from the annotation of a GenBank genome assembly.